GGGCGGCGCGGCCGGGGCGGCGGAGCGAGCGCCGGCGGCGCGGCCGAGGGGAGAGCAGGUCCAUGGAGCACAACCACCUCCACCUCCACAACGGCUCCCUGGUGCCGCACCAUCGCUAUGGCUGUGGCUUGGGAUACGCGCCCGUCGUCUACUACAGCCUGCUGCUCUGCCUCGGGCUGCCAGCAAACAUCCUGACAGUCAUCAUCCUCUCCCAGCUCGUGGCUCGCAGGCAGAAGUCCUCCUACAAUUAUCUUCUAGCUCUAGCUGCUGCUGACAUCCUCGUUCUCUUCUUCAUUGUCUUCGUUGACUUUCUCAUGGAAGAUUUCAUCUUAAAUAAACAGAUGCCUCAGGUACUGGACAAAAUAAUUGAGGUCUUGGAAUUUUCUUCCAUCCACACAUCCAUCUGGAUUACGGUUCCACUAACAAUCGAUAGGUACAUAGCUGUGUGCCAUCCACUCAAGUAUCAUACAGUCUCCUACCCUGCUCGUACUCGAAAAGUCAUUGUAAGUGUUUACAUCACCUGCUUUUUGACCAGCAUUCCCUACUACUGGUGGCCCAAUAUCUGGAUUGAAGACUACAUAAGCACGUCAAUGCAUCACGUCCUCAUCUGGAUCCACUGCUUUACUGUUUACUUAGUGCCCUGCUCCAUCUUCUUCAUCCUUAAUUCGAUCAUUGUGUACAAGCUGCGGCGAAAGAGCAAUUUCCGACUGCGAGGGUACUCCACAGGGAAAACAACAGCCAUUUUGUUUACUAUAACUUCUAUUUUUGCCAUUCUCUGGGCACCAAGAAUAAUCAUGAUACUGUAUCACCUCUACGUAUCGCCUAUAAACAACAGCUGGGUGGUACAUAUUGUGUCGGACAUUGCCAAUAUGCUAGCAUUGCUGAACACUGCAAUUAAUUUCUUCCUCUACUGUUUUAUUAGCAAAAGAUUUCGCACAAUGGCAGCUGCCACACUGAAAGCCUUCUUUAAGUGUCAGAAGCAACCUGUGCAAUUCUAUACAAACCAUAACUUUUCAAUAACAAGCAGUCCUUGGAUUUCCCCAGCCAACUCUCAUUGCAUCAAAAUGCUUGUUUACCAGUAUGAUAAGAAUGGAAAACCUAUAAAAAUAUCACCAUGAAGAGGGCAAUAAUUGGAGUUGGUGGGUGAAAGUUCUUUACGAGUGGUUACAUCUUCAGGAUGUAAUCUGCUGAAGUGGCUGUUUUAAAGAGUGGUCAUCUGAUUUCAUUUCCCUGGGAGGCUGAGGGCAGAUGGGACUGUUAGGAGGGAACAGGAGCACUUGACUUUAGGAGCAGAAAUGUGAAGGCAAAUGCCUCCAUCUCCUACACAGCAUUUUGAAUAUGCUUCAGAGUUCAAGUCUUAGCAUUCAGUUGCACUCAAACAUUUUGCAUCCAAACACCAGUGUAGUCCAAAGUCUUUGGAGGGGGGAAGCCGCAAUAGUUAAUUACUUUUCAGAAACAAUGAAGUCUUAUUUGACCGUGUAGUUCACCAUCAAAAGAGCAAAUUGAUGCUUUUACGUGCUGUGGAAGGUGGCAUUUCUGUUAGGUGCCCUUACCAAAACACAUGUGUUCUCUCUGACGUGAAAUACCACCACACAGAUUUGCUGUCGAUACCUUUCGGCAGAAGGCAGUCCGAGAGGUACAAACUAUGACAAGCCCCUUUUGGCUCAUCUGAGCAGGGCUCGAGGACCGAUAUUUGACCUGUUACAGCCUUGGCGUGGAAAGCAGUCCUGCGAGCUGCCAACGUUCAUGUGUUUUAAGUUAUUUAAGAUGUGACCAAGACAGGGGAGCUUGAUGGAGGGAGGUUUCUAGAGCCAAGAACAAAGGCAGAGUAUUUUCCCCGCUAUCUCAGUUACGGUAUUUGAAGACUCCCAAGCGUGAGGCCAAAUCCUGCCUGAUGCAGAGCUCCCACUGAAGCUGGUCCUGCAUGGUUUGAAGUGAUUACAGCCCUCAGUUUCCUCGUUAACCAGCGAAGAUUCUCAGUUAUUCCCCAUGUUCAGGCCUUGAGGGAUUAUAUACAUAAAAUCUUAACCUGAGAUUUUCUCCUGACAGAUUAUGCUAUUCCUAUUGCAGAUUUGCCAUUCAAUUGUUAAAAGACUAUUUGUGAAAGAAAUCCAAUAAAUCCAUUAAAUACCCUACAGCAGUGAAAACAUAGAUUAGUUUCAAAUAUUUACCUUAUUUAAAGUAGCUUAACUUCUCUUUCUUUACACUCAGAAAAAGCUUCACAGAAAUGCUGAGUGUAGAAAAUGGGAAGAGAUUUAUGGAUAGACUUAAAGUGCAUUUCUUUUACUUUGUCUCAUUUUCAGAUCUUGGCAUAUGGUCUCUCAUAAUCUUUUACCCCAGCAUUUUUACUUAGAUAUUGGGUGUUUAAUACAGCCUUACUAGAUGUGUGAGCAGACUUUCUUGCAUGGUGAACACAAGCACAAUUUGGUCAGCGAACACAGCAGCCUCUCAGUAACUGCAAACAAAACACAGCCCGGUGCUAGCAGUGUGUUUGUGUCUGUGCCCAUCUCCAUUACCAGUGAGGAGCUCAUGGUGCAUCUGGGACUACUACAGUGAGGUUCCCGAAAAAGGAUCCAGUCUGUUCUGCUUCAGUGGGAUCUGAGGGUUGAAAGCAUCCCUCUAAAACCUGUGGAUGGCUCAGCUUUGGUGCACGAACACAUCCUAAAAAAUACCAAGUCUGCAGAAGUCCUGCUGAGGACAACAGCCUGGUUUCCUUCUGCCAUGCAAUUACAUACCUACUCCUGCUGGCAUCCUGCAAGACCAAAACCUAUCCCAAACCCGAGCACACCUUGGGAGGAAAUGGCAGCAGAAGGCACAAACCAUGAAGAGUGGGGCCGCAUGCAAUGGCUGGCUGAGGUGCAGAAGGGCUUUCUCAGGAAAGGUCGGGACUACUCAGGUGGGAUGGGCCCAGCACCUUGGUGAGCAGGUGCUGCCCGCUCCUCCCCAUCAGCAGAGCCAUCAGGCUGGGUGAGAUGCUCAGCGCUGCUCUGCCAGGUGCUGCGGCACCCCAAGGACCAUGAUGGUAUGGCAAGGAAUGGGGCACGGCUGGCAGAGCGAAAGCUGUCCCUUGCCAAAGGAAUGCUGCAAGCUCAAUCUCCGCAGAUUCAAAGGGAAAUGAAGAGCCCCCUCAUCCUCCGGCCUGUUUGUCCCUGUAAUCUCAACAAAAUAUCACACUUACUUGCAAUAAUAAAGCAUAAAAGGGAUGCUCAGCCUUGCUGUAUUUAUCACAGCAAGGUUAAAAUUACUCCUCCCUUUACUAGUGUUUUACAUAAAUAGUCUUGUGGUCAUGCCUUCUACCUUACUCAGAAAUCUCUCUCUGUUCUUUAUGUGUCUGUUGAUAGUAACCAAAGUUACCUAUGAAAAAGGUACUGUAUGUCUCAUUUUGGAGAAAACACUGUAUUUAUAACUUAUUUUUAUGCUAAAUUUGUUAUGAGGAAUGCUAGUCUGAGUUACAUGUGAACGAAGUGCAAUAUCUAUAUAGAUAAGUAAUUCAUUUUUGAGAAUGUAUCUAUUGAAAAAAUAUUUAUACGAGAUAUUCACUAUUCUGCUUAGUAUAACAGUAACCUUACAGAAAACAGUGAAUGUUUAGGGCUUUUAUUUAUUAAAAAAACUCAAUUAGGUGCAUGGCAUAUGCUGCCAUACACAUGGUGUCAUUUACCAGUUUUUGUAACAUAAUGGUUUUCCUGCAAACUGGCAAUGUCAUUGACAGGGACUUUUUCCUGUCCUAAUGAAGUAUUUUUGUAAGUUGCCAUAUUUAAAAAUAAUUUUUUUUAUUUUUAUUUUUUGCAUUGAUAUUUAUUUCCAACUAAAAACAACUCAUUAAAUGGUUGUAAGUUCAUUUCAAAAACAACUCCUAACCUGUUCCCGUAUUCCCUGUUCACUUUAGAAAUGACAUGGUGCAAUUUUCACGUACAGUGGUCGUUUCAUUUCUGAUAAUUUAGGGCUCUAAGAGCUUACUUCCAAAGCCCCUUGAAGUCAAAGCGAAGAUUGUAUGUGGCUUUUGUGGUUGGUUUCUCCAAUCCCCAUCAAUUUAGGAGGGCUUUGGAUCAAGCUGUAUGUUGUUAACAGAUGUCUGAAGCCUUGUUAGAGUCCGGUUUGGAUAAUAAAGCCUUGACUUUUUUUGGUCUGCAUAUGAGAGCUGCUAAUAAUGUUGAUAAUACUUGCCUUAUUUUUUGGUUUUGUGGAGCAUCUUGCAAUGACUGUUGCUAACUAGCCAAUGUCUUGCUGUGUUAUUCAUACCUCUUAAUUUCACAAUAAUUAAAAACUUAACUGAGCACAUAAAGUUUCAUUAUUUAGGGAAAAAGCAUCCUGGAGACAAAAUCAUCUUUGUUCUGGAGGUGGUCCUUUGUACUCAGUUUAUAUUUCAAGUAUCAACAUCUAUAAAAAAUAAACUGUGAAUGGACAGUUUUACAAUUACAUGUAGGUAUAUUUCCUUCAAGACCACAGCUAGGAACAAAAUACUUUUUAGAUGAGUUACUGAUAUAUAAAAUUAUGAGACUUAUCACCUAUUUAAAUUGUGAAUAUUGAUAUUUUCAUAAGUAGACAUAUUGUGUUUGAUGGGCUUGUUUGUAUUAUAAUAAAUUAUGAGAUGGUGCAUAACUUC
Messenger RNA from Gallus gallus (chicken), 4603 nucleotides. RefSeq names its product G protein-coupled receptor 139 (gene GPR139). The record is from RefSeq and is marked provisional. NCBI's taxonomy places the organism in Eukaryota, Metazoa, Chordata, Aves, Galliformes, Phasianidae. Gene Ontology annotation, cellular component: membrane. Gene Ontology annotation, molecular function: neuropeptide receptor activity. Gene Ontology annotation, biological process: G protein-coupled receptor signaling pathway. The transcript is spliced from 2 exons. The coding region runs from base 63 to 1118 and encodes 351 amino acids.